GACAUCGACAGAAGCGAAAACCAAUUGUGUGUUCGUGUGUGUGUGUGAGAGAGAGAGAGAGAGAGAGAGAGAGAGAGACAGGGAAUGACUGGUGGGAAAAAGAGUAGCGGAGGAGUAGGCACAGAGUCGGUACAGACACCACCAACUCCAGACAUCGACGGCGGUGGUGAUGAUGGAAAGAUGGGUUUUGGUGGUGGAGAUGCGGAGGAUAUGACGGUGGCGGAGGUGGAGGCGGUGGUGGAUCAGGUGGAGCAUCGACAGCAGGAGGAACUGAAUAAUCAUGAAGAAGGAAACGAAAACGAAGCUGAAGAAGAGAUAGAAGACGAGGAUGAGGAGGAGGAGGAGGAAAAUGAUAACUAUAAGGGUUAUGAUCAGUUCGAUAACAUUGAAAUCGAAGAAGCCGAGGCUGAAGCUGAAGGUGAGAGGCCGAAGCUUGCAGAAGGGUUUUAUGAGAUUGAAGCCGUACGAAAGAAAAGGGUUCGAAAGGGUGAAGUCCAGUAUCUCAUCAAAUGGCGAGGCUGGCCGGAGACGGCAAACACAUGGGAACCCUUGGAGAAUCUGUUGUCAUGUUCUGAUGUCAUUGAUGCAUUCGAGGAAAGUUUGUCAUCGGGGAAACGUAGACGUAAACGCAAGUAUGGAGGGCCCCACACUCAAACCAAGAAGAAGCAGCAGCUGCAGCAGCAGCAGCGUUCCCCUGCGGCUGCUACUUAUAGUGUACCAGCUGUGAAGGUCAGGAUUAUUGAGGAGCCUUUGCACUUUCCUCCUAUGAAUAACUCCAGCCUUACCAAUGUAGGUGAGACUAGUGCCAACAAUGUUGAAACAGUCAAUCUAGCAUAUGAGAAUGGGCACACUCUGGUUGCCCCACAACUUGAAGAAAGGAAAGAGCAAAAUGAGCUGGAUUUGAAGCUUAGUGAACUGAAAGGAACUGUGACUAUCAAUGAGGACCAUGUGGAUGAGUUUGCUGUACAUUUCCAACCGGCCUUGGCCUCAGAAGGGAAUGGAACUGCCAAUGGACUAUCAAAGAUUGAUGGUGUGGAACCAGUUGAAAUGGGUCGCCGCACUGGAGCUAAAAGGAGGAAGUCUGGUUCUGUUAAGAGGUUUAAGCAAGAUUCUGUUUCAUGUGUCACAAAUGAACAACAAAAUGGAACAGCAAGAAGCACUAGUAGCUCAUAUGGUAUUGCUGAACAACAAGGGAUUCAGAACGUGAAUUUCAUGGGGAAUGAUUUUGGUUGCAAGAAUAGAUUUGGUAGUUCCAGAAAUAUGUUUACCAUCACUGAGAUUAUCAAGCCUAUGAGCUAUUCAGCUUCUGGGUCAAACAACAUUCAGGACGUCUCUGUAACCUUUUUGGCCAUGAGGUUUGUGAUCCAACUCAACUUUCUCUCCUGUGUAUUCUUCUAUUAAAUUUGUGCUUCUAUUUUGUUUCCAUGUUACCCUAAAUAGUAGAAGUUAUCCUCAUUGUAGAAGUCAUCUGGAGCUGUCAUUUAGGUGCAGUGUAAUUGAUUGAAUACAUCUUGAGAAAUCCUGCAAUUGAAAAUUAAGGUAGCAUAUGAAUUAACGGCUUAUCUUGCACUGUUAGGUUUCCAACAUAGUUUCAAGGAGAUCUGCAACUCGGUUCAGC
Messenger RNA from Ilex paraguariensis (yerba mate), 1618 nucleotides. NCBI's taxonomy places the organism in Eukaryota, Viridiplantae, Streptophyta, Magnoliopsida, Aquifoliales, Aquifoliaceae. The record is from the annotation of a GenBank genome assembly.